AUGACUCCUUUAAGAGGCGAGGUUUCUGAGGAACAAAAAACGCCUUGCUCAGAAGACGUCUCCCCGGUGUUCCUGCGCCUCUACAGAGCGCUGCGGCGACAGAUAAGGUCCUGCAGUGAUCUACCAUCCCGCACAGGCCUGCUAGAAAGGGUGAGUGAACCUGCCGGGGGUAUAUCAUGCCUGGAGGGCCAGAGGCUGUCUGGGUAUGCUGGGAGUUGUAGUUUUGCAACAGCAUCAAAGAAACAUAAAACUUUUAACAGACAAUACAAUGAGUCCUACUUGAAAUAUGGAUUUAUUGGGAUAGGUGAUUCCCACGCGCCAACCCCGCUCUGCAUAGUUUGUGGUGAGCGGCUCUCUAAUGAGGCAAUGAAACCCUCAAAACUGCUUCGCCACUUGAAUGCCAAGCACCCUGGAUUAAAAGACAAACCCCUGCAGUAUUUUGAAAGAAAAAAAAGGGAACACGAAGGACAGAAGAUAUUUCUGAGGGCCACCACAGCAAUAAAGGAGAAUGCUCUGAGAGCAUCAUAUUUGGUGGCUAACCGUAUUGCUAAGGCUAAAAAGCCAUUCACUAUCGGUGAAGAAUUGAUCUUGCCCUCCACUAAAGACAUUUGUCGUGAACUUUUAGGAGAGGCUGCUGUAAAAAAGGUAGCAAAUGUGCCUUUGUCGGCUAGCACCGUGACUAGGCGCAUUGAUGAAAUAGCUGAAGACAUUGAGACACAAUUGUUGGAGAGGAUUAAUACUUCACCGUGGUACGCACUACAGGUUGAUGAAUCUACAGAUAUCGACAACAAGGCAAUACUACUUGUUUAUGUGCGAUAUCUUUAUCAGGAGGAUGUGCAUGAGGAUUUAUUAUGUGCACUAUCUUUGCCAACCAACACCACAGGAGCAGAACUGUUCAAGUCACUGGAUGGUUAUAUAUCAGGACAACUAAAAUGGUCCUUUUGUGUCGGCAUAUGCACAGACGGAGCUGCUGCCAUGACCGGACGGCUGUCUGGUUUAACCGCUCGGAUUAAGGAGGUUGCACCUGAGUGCGAAUCUACACAUUGUAUCAUUCACAGGGAAAUGCUGGCAAGCCGAAAAAUGUCACCAGAAUUUAACAGUGUAUUGAAUGAUGUGGUUAAAGUUAUUAACCACAUCAAAGCAAACGCCCUUAACUCGCGUCUAUUUGAGCAGCUUUGUGAGGAGAUGGACACAGAGCACAGAUGCCUUCUCUUAUACACAGAAAUAAGAUGGUUAUCCAGAGGAAAAUCACUAUCCAGGGUGUUUGAAUUAAGAGAGCCAUUGCAAAGAUUUCUCUCAGAAAAGAAGUCACCACUGGCAGCACAUUUCAGUGACAAGGUAUGGCUUGCAAAACUGGCUUACCUGUGUGACAUAUUUAGCCUGCUCAAUGAACUCAAUCUGUCCCUUCAGGGGAAAAUGACAACUGUUUUCAAGUUGGCUGACAAAGUAGCUGCAUUUAAAGCCAAACUGGAGUUGUGGGGACGGCGUGUGAACAGAGGCAUUUUGGACAUGUUUCAGACAUUAGCGGGGAUUUUAGGAGAGACUGAGCCUGAGCGUUCAUUCUCCCAGUUGGUGCACGAUCACCUGUCUUUGCUUUUAGAAGAGUUUGAGCGCUACUUCCCAACCACAAAAGACCCACGAACUGAUAAGGAAUGGAUCCGCGACCCAUUUGUCAACAAACCAGAUGAAUGUAGCAUGUCUGUACAAGAAGAAGAUCAACUGCUGGAGAUUGCAAAUGACGGCGGCCUUAAAACUGUAUUUGAGACAACAACUCUGCCGGUGUUCUGGAUUAAAGUCAUGGCGGAAUAUCCUGAGAUUGCCACUACAGCUCUUAAGUCCCUUUUGCCUUUUCCAACAUCCUAUCUGUGUGAAGCGGGGUUUUCUGCAGUGACAGCAACCAAAAUAAAACAACGAAAUAAACUGGACAUAAGCAAGACACUUCGGGUGUCAUUGUCUCCUAUUACCCCCAGAUGGAACCGUCUCGUUGCAGAAAAACAAGCUCAGGGUUCUCAUUGAUUCACUAGAUUCUAGUAACUAGAGCGCUUAGUUAAAGUUUAACUGUUAAAAUGUUAAAGCACUUUAUAUUUAUGUAAUUGUAUUUUAUUUUGUAAGGCAUGUUUAAAUACAAUAAAAUAAAAGUUGUUUAA
Molecule: messenger RNA, 2147 nt
Organism: Pantherophis guttatus
Lineage: Eukaryota; Metazoa; Chordata; Lepidosauria; Squamata; Colubridae
Source: RefSeq, a predicted model, not a curated record